Molecule: messenger RNA, 2058 nt
Organism: Hevea brasiliensis (rubber tree)
Lineage: Eukaryota; Viridiplantae; Streptophyta; Magnoliopsida; Malpighiales; Euphorbiaceae
Product: probable pectinesterase/pectinesterase inhibitor 59
Exons: 2
Coding region: 351-1934 (527 amino acids)
Biological process (GO): cell wall modification
Molecular function (GO): pectinesterase inhibitor activity; pectinesterase activity
Source: RefSeq, a predicted model, not a curated record
GUCAAAAAUGUAAUGAUGGUUGUUAAGAAUAAACUAAAAAUGAUUACUUCUUUCUUGGCUUUUUUAACUUCUCUUGUUUAUGUAUACAGGUAAGUGCUUGGGCAGACAGGGAUAUAUUAGUUUCCUUUUGCACACAACAAGAAGUAAAGGCAACAUGGGGUGCCUUGCAAUUUCAUUUAUGUAUUCAAUAGAAUUCUCCAUUUCUCCGAAUUCAACCCUAUAAUUUAAUACUAUUACUACCACAGCUUUUCUUCUUUCUACUGUUUAAAGAAACCCCUUGCUACGAGACUGAGACCACCCAUAAAAUCCUCAACAAUCAAACCCCAUUCAGAAAUUGGAAAUCGAAAACUAUGGCAACCAAGAUUAGGUCAUUGGCAAUUUUUUUCAUCUUCCUCCUGUCUUCAAUUUUCUUCAGUGCAGAAUCUAAGAGCUCUAAAGCUAGCAAUAUCGCCUGGUGGUGCAAUGAGACACCACACCCUGAAACAUGCAAGUACUUCGUCAACCAAAGGCACCAACAUUUUGCACCCAACCAUCGGUCAGAAUUUCGCAACAUAAUGGUCCAAUUAGCCCUGGAGAGAGCCCUUAGUGCACAAAGGCAGGUCUUCAGAUUAAAACCGAAAUGCCAAAGUCACGACCAUAGAGCCGUGUGGAUUGAUUGUUUCAAACUCCAUGCCGAUACCAUUGUUCAACUAAACCGCACCCUGCAAGGUAUACAAACAAAGAACGGCUGUACAAAUUUUGAUGCACAAACUUGGCUGAGCACUGCCCUAACCAAUAUCCAAACUUGCCGAACUGGGUCGUUAGAUUUUAACGUGUCAGAUUUUAUCAUGCCAAUCAUGUCCAAUAAUUUAUCUGAGCUCAUUAGCAACAGCUUAGCUCUUAAUGGAGUUUUGCUUUCCGUAGAGGAUAAUAAUACAGAAGGAUUUCCUAGAUGGUUCUCGAGGAACGAAAGGAGGCUAUUGCAAUCUUCAUCAAUAACAGCCAAAGCAAAUCUGGUGGUAGCACAAGAUGGUUCGGGGCAUUUCAGGACUGUUCAGGCAGCUCUUGAUGCGGCGGCAAAGAGGAGAUAUGGUACUAGGUUUAUUAUCCAUGUGAAGAGAGGUGUUUAUAGGGAGAAUAUUGAGGUUGGCAUCAAUAAUAACAAUAUUUGGCUGAUUGGCGAUGGCCUGAGAAGUACAAUAAUAGCGAGUGGCAGAAGCGUUGGAGGUGGUUAUACAACCUACAGUUCUGCAACUGCUGGGAUUGAUGGCCUUCGCUUUGUCGCUCGCGGCAUAACCUUUAGCAACACAGCAGGUCCCCAGAAAGGCCAAGCAGUUGCACUUCGAUCUGCUUCAGAUCUCUCAGUAUUUUAUCGAUGCUCUUUCCAAGGAUACCAAGACACUCUUUUUGUCCACUCUCAACGACAAUUCUACAAAGCAUGCUACAUCUAUGGCACCAUAGACUUCAUUUUUGGUAAUGCAGCAGUUGUAUUUCAAAAUUGCAUAAUUUAUGUGAGGAAGCCUUUGAAUGGUCAAGCAAAUAUGAUCACGGCACAAGCCCGUAAUGACCCUUUCCAAAACACUGGAAUUGCAAUCCACAAUUCGCAAAUUUUGCCCGCACCGGACCUGAAACCGGUGGCUGGUGCAUUUCAGACAUACUUAGGGAGGCCAUGGAUGCAGUACUCUCGAACGGUGGUUCUUAAGACUUACCUUGAUGGUUUCAUUAAUCCUGCUGGUUGGUCACAAUGGGGAAAUGGUAACUUUGCUCUGGACACAUUGUACUAUGGAGAGUACAAGAAUUUUGGGCCUGGGUCUUCCACCAAACAAAGGGUUACGUGGAAAGGGUUUCAUGUCAUAACUAGCAGCACUGAGGCCUCUCGUUUCACUGUUGCCAGCCUUAUUGCCGGUCAGUCAUGGUUGCCAGCCACCGGUGUUCCAUUUAUUUCUGGCCUUUGAAUUUUCCCUAUUUAUGAUGCUUUUUUUAAAUACAUUAAUUUCUUUAUUGAUUCCAUUGGAAUUCUUUGUACAUUUUAUUACACAUUAAUUUAAAAGAUAUAACACUCUUCCUGAUUUGAGAUAA